Molecule: messenger RNA, 2163 nt
Organism: Venustampulla echinocandica
Lineage: Eukaryota; Fungi; Ascomycota; Leotiomycetes; Helotiales; Pleuroascaceae
Product: AP complex subunit beta
Exons: 4
Coding region: 1-2163 (720 amino acids)
Biological process (GO): intracellular protein transport; vesicle-mediated transport
Cellular component (GO): membrane coat
Molecular function (GO): clathrin binding
Source: RefSeq, a predicted model, not a curated record
AUGUUUCUUCCUUACUAUGUUCCGGUGUCCGCCUAUGGACCCUUCCGCUCACCAGACUUUCAAUCUCCACAGGGCAAAGUUGCAGAACUACGGCAGGAAUUAAACAGCGGCGGAAAGAAGGACAAGAACCAUGCGGCGAAGAAGAUCGCCCUAAAGAAGAUCGUGGCCAACAUGACCAUGAGCAAUAAUGAUAUGGUGGCUUUGUUCCCAGAUAUAGUGGGAUGUAUGCAAAUACCCAGCUUGGAGAUCAAGAAGAUGUGUUUUCUAUUCCUUGUGAACUAUGCCCGCAUGAAGCCGGAGGUGGCAUUGAAGGCGCUCCCGACACUCGAAGAGGAUAUGCACGAUUCGAAUCCCUUAGUAAGAGCAUUAGCUCUACGGACGAUGUCUUAUAUACAUGUUAAGGAAUUUGUCGAAGCUACUGUGCCGCCUACCAAGCAGCUCCUUCGAGAUGCCGAUCCAUAUGUGCGGAAAACAGCAGCGUUCUGUGUUGCCAAGUUAUAUGAUCACGACAGGCACCUUGUGGAGAGCUCCGAUCUUAUUGAGAGACUGAACUCGAUGUUGAGAGAUGACAAUCCAACUGUUGUGGCAAGUGCACUUGCUAGUCUCAUGGACAUCUGGGAGAGGAGUGACGCAAUCAAGCUCACUAUCGAUUAUGGCAAUGCAUCAAAAAUGGUUCAGAUCUUGCCAGAUUGUUCAGAGUGGGGCCAGACGUAUAUUCUCGAAGCUUUAAUGUCUUACGUUCCUCAAGAGUCAUCUGAAGCUUUGCUCCUUGCAGAGCGAAUAUCUCCACGAUUAUCCCACUCAAAUUCGGCUGUGGUCCUCACAUGCAUACGAGUCAUUCUCUACCUGAUGAACUAUAUCGCGGAUCCAAAACAGAUAUCUGUCUUAUGUCGAAAGCUUUCACCGCCACUCGUCACCUUACUAGCCAAAGGACCAGAAGUGCAAUAUCUCGCUUUGCGAAAUGCCUUGUUAAUCUUGCAACGGCGGCCCGAGGUCCUUCGAAACGACAUUCGCGUGUUUUUUUGCAAGUACAAUGACCCAAUCUAUGUGAAGGUCACCAAAUUAGAACUGAUCUUCAUGUUGGCGACGGAAAAGAAUAUCGAUGAAGUAUUGACGGAAUUACGGGAAUAUGCUACUGAGAUUGACGUACAUUUUGUCCGCAAAUCUGUCCGUGCAAUUGGAAAGCUGGCUAUCAAGAUUGAACCAGCCGCUAGGCAGUGCAUUAAUACGCUGCUCGAGCUUGUAGCCACGAAAGUCACAUACAUCGUGCAAGAAGCAACGGUGGUGAUUCGCAAUAUCUUCCGAAAAUACCCCAAUCAAUACGAGUCGAUUAUUUCUACACUCUGUGAGAAUCUCGACUCGUUGGAUGAACCAGAAGCCAAGUCGGCGAUGAUUUGGGUCAUUGGCCAAUACGCUUCUCGUAUUGAAAACUCGGACGUCCUUCUAGACGACUUCCUCUACUCUUUUGCGGAUGAACCUGUGGAGGUCCAACUCGCAUUGCUUACAGCCACUGUCAAGCUGUUCAUUCAAAGGCCAACAAAGGGACAGGAGCUUGUUCCCAAGGUCCUAAAAUGGGCAACCGAGGAUACAGAUAAUCCAGAUCUAAGAGACAGGGGCUACAUGUACUGGCGACUUCUCUCAUCCGACAUGGCAACCGCUAAGGAGAUUGUAAUGGGCGAGAAACCAGCCAUCACUGCCGAGUCUGAGAAGCUUGAUCCAGUGACUCUAGAGGAGAUGUGUUUGAAUGUUGGAACCCUUGCGACCGUAUACCUCAAACCAGUACAACAAGUCUUCCGAUCAGCACGGCCAAGAAAGCUCGUGGAUAGCCCAGCACUGCAAAAGCACACCCUACCUACUGCAACCGACUUUGAACAGAAAGCUCUUUCAACGCUUGGGAUGGGUGAUCAACCCACGAUCCGACCACCACAAAGCAACGGCAACGAUAACCUCGCUGCUGCAGUAGACGCCGCGGACGAAUUCUUUGCAGGAGUGGGAAGCCAGCAAAUGGCACAAAUGAAUAUUAAUGGGCAGGAAGAGGGGUUCGGAGGUAGCCCGACUGUUGACAGAGGGGAAAUGCAGUACGUGGUCAAUCAAAAUAUGCCGAACCAGAUAUACCACCCCACGACGGCUCAUGGAUCGAAUGGAGAUUUAGUCAUGUUAUAG